CGAUGAAUCCUCUUCUUUAGAUUCAGACCAGGUUGAAUCAGAAUCUGAUGUCGAUAUUGAUUUAUGUUAUGAUGAAAAUCUUGUUAUGUCCAUUAUUUCUCGUUAUUUAAACAAUCCAUCUCGAAUUAUAAACGUUCAUCCAAAAUCAAACCACUGGUACUCUAAUAUUUUGUUUAAUUAUGAACUUCGGUUUCGUCGAACUUUGAGAAUGAAACCAUCAACAUUUUGGAUGAUU
Messenger RNA from Dentiscutata erythropus, 235 nucleotides. NCBI's taxonomy places the organism in Eukaryota, Fungi, Glomeromycota, Glomeromycetes, Diversisporales, Gigasporaceae. The record is from the annotation of a GenBank genome assembly.